CAUUCGGUUAUGCUACUCAUUGUUUAGAUAUCUUUUAAAUUUUUGAUUAAGAUUUUGUGUGUUUUUGAUUUGGCUUUCUUUCAAGUGAUACACGAAGCUAAUGUAGCAAAUGGGGUCUUUUCAGAAUAAGGCCACCUUAUCUUUGACGAUAUCAAUGGGUGGACUGGCGACUGGCUUUACAGGUGGAAUUUUGGUACCAGCUACUUACUUUUCCAACAUCAUCUAUGAAAUGCCCAAUGGCUACCAGGAAGGAACUCGUGUAUCUGUGAUUUCCACACUGUACGGGUCAAUAGGCGGAGCCAUUUUCACUGGAAUAUUAAUGAAUUUCUUGGGAAGAAAGCUUAUGUUAAAUGGUCUGGUGAUGCCCUACGUUAUUGGGUGGCUCUCUAUUUUAGCUUUCGAAAUUCCACAAAUGAUAUAUUUCGGCAGAGCGCUUAUUGGCUUAAGUAUGGGCGGGUUUUCAGUCAUAUCGCCGAUUUACUUGUCUGAAAUGGCAGAAGUGUGGUGCAGAGGUUCAAUGGUUUUCGUAUUUACUCUUUUGGUCAGAGUUGGGUUUUUCUUUGGAUUUAUUUUAACGAUGUGGCAAGGGAGUACACGCAUGGAGUUGAUGAGCGUUCUAUUAUUCAUUUCUACGACGAUUCUUUUUCUUCCGGGCUUUUUCAUACCUGAAUCGCCCAUGGUUUUGAUACUCCAAAAAAAGGAAAGUGAAGCUAUUGAAGUUUUAAAAUCUAUUCGCAAUUCGGAUUAUGAUAUAGACCGCGAAUUGGACGAUAUAAAAUUGCAAGUGGAAGGAUUGAAGCAUGGAUCUCUGUACUUCGCGUCAUCGCUGAAGAGGCGAGGAACAAAACGAGCCCUUCUCACCAUGAUUAUUCUAUGUUUUGUGCAGCAGUCGACCUUCAUAUCGGCAUACAUGUUCUGGGCAUCUGAAUCGGGAAUGAUAAUCGCUCUUGAACAUAACUUCUUCUGGUUUGCCGUAAUGGUACAAAUUCUGGUUCAAAUGAUCGGAGUCUUUUCAAGUCUUAUAACUAUUGAUUCAUCAGGACGACGUACGUUACUUUUGAUCUCAGCGGCCUUAGUGAUGAUCAGCACGAUGGGUUUAGCGAUUCGGAUAUUAUACUAUGAUGAUCAAUGGCUGCAGAAUAUCAAUCAAGUCGACAUAAUAUUUACGACUUCCGCAACCAUCAUGCACUCAGUGGGCCUUACCACAAUACCAUGGCUGUUAACCACGGAAAUGUAUACGCCAGACAUAAAAUGGCUUGGGGGUGUGAUCAGUGCCGUUUUUGCUUGGUCUCGACGUCUUGCUGUCAGUGAGUUUUUAUAUUUCUACGACAAAGAAAUGGUUUUUCGGGUAAAUGUAGUGUUAGCAAGUAUUUCUGCCGCGAUUGGUAUUUUGGUUGCGUUCUUUCUAGUUAUUGAAACUAGAAACCGUAAAAUGGGUGAAAUACAUGAGAUUUUAAAUGGUGGUAGAAUAGAGAAGUAGCAAACGAUUUGUACUACUGGCGAAAAUAAUAAAGUUUGUCGUAAAUAU
Hermetia illucens (black soldier fly) is the source of this 1528-nucleotide messenger RNA. RefSeq names its product sugar transporter ERD6-like. The record is from RefSeq and is a predicted model, not a curated record. Gene Ontology annotation, biological process: transmembrane transport. Gene Ontology annotation, cellular component: membrane. Bases 110 to 1480 code for a protein of 456 amino acids. Gene Ontology annotation, molecular function: transmembrane transporter activity. The transcript has 3 exons. NCBI's taxonomy places the organism in Eukaryota, Metazoa, Arthropoda, Insecta, Diptera, Stratiomyidae.